Messenger RNA from [Candida] anglica, 2187 nucleotides. Lineage: Eukaryota; Fungi; Ascomycota; Pichiomycetes; Serinales; Debaryomycetaceae. The record is from the annotation of a GenBank genome assembly.
AUGCUUGCCCGGUUAGGAACUCGGAGACGACGAUUCGCGCCACCCACCCGCUAUAAGAAAACUUGCGAGCGCACAUUUUGGCAACACAAAAUAUUUGGCAACACAAAUUUUGGCAACCCCCACCAAACGUUUUUCUUUGCUCCUCACACAACAGCUAUGAAACUCGAGCUAUUAUGGACAGCCGUCGCCAUGGCGGGCGCCGUGGCGGGCAAGAACGUGACGCCGUUGAGGAUAGACUUUGAUGUGCUUCGUGGGUCGGGCACCGACCGAUCAUCCGACUACGUUCCCCACUUCCGUGAGCGUCGAGACGACGCUGGGGGUGUGGUGAUGGAGCUUGCCAACGAGAACACCUUCUACAUGACAACGUUGCAGUUGGGUCUGAAUGCGGACGCGGUGUCGAUCUUGGUGGACACCGGGUCAUCCGACUUGUGGGUGAUGUCGCACGACGUUGCUUGUCGGGCGCGGACCUCCAAACGUUCAUUUGACGAACUCUCCGCGCCAGCCCCAGCAGACGAAAUUGAAAAUGUUGGCGAGGCACCAGCCGCGGAUUCUGAACUGUGGGACGAAUUCGACGAUUUAGGAAAGAAGCGCAGAGACUUGGUGGUCGCAGACAGAACAAAACUGACAAAGACGAUUGCCGAGGAUGUGCAGGUCAAGCAAGUGGCCAGUGUUUCCACUGUAGUUAGUGCCACCACAAAGCUUGUACAGAACAAGGAUGGUGAAGAUUUCUUCACCACCAUUUUUAUAACUAAUACCAAUGUGUUACCAUCUCCAACUGAAGGGUCUGGUUCUGGCUCUGGCUCUGGCUCUGGCUCUGGAUCUGGCUCUGGAAGCUCCGGCUCCUCUGGUAGCUCUGGAUCUGGCAGCUCCGGCGCCAAUGCAUGUGUCUCGUACGGAUCAUUUGCAACCUCCUCAUCAUCCUCCUUCAAGAGAAACGACACCGCACAACCAUUCAGCAUCCAAUAUGCCGACAGUACCUAUGCCAAGGGGAUCUGGGGCUAUGAUACCGCCAAGAUUGGGUCCACCUCGAUCGAAAACCUCUCGUUUGCCGUGGUCAACAAUACCUCUUCCGACGUUGGGGUUCUUGGGAUCGGACUCCCCGGCUUGGAAACCACCUAUUCCACCACCAACGGGGGUAACUACAUGUACGAGAACCUCCCACUCAAGAUGAAAAACGAUGGGUUGAUCAAGAAGAACGCCUAUUCGUUGUAUCUCAACUCCCCUGCCGCCUCCGGUGGUUCGGUUUUGUUUGGCGCUGUAGACCACGCCAAGUACAGCGGGACCCUUCAAUCCGUUCCUAUCAUCAACACCGCCAAACAAUACGGUUACUCAGACCCAAUCAAGUUUGAAAUCGUCAUGGAUGGCCUUGUUUUCAAACAAUCCGGCCAAUCGGACUUGGAAAUCACCUCCAACUCAUACCUGGCAGUAUUGGACUCCGGGCUGACCCUCACAUACCUUCCAACUUCUUUAUUCAAGAAGUUGGGCACUGCCCUUGGUGGAACCUAUAGCAACAGCGUGGGCGCCUACAUCGUUCCCUGCAACAGUAACCCAGACUUCCAAUUGGAAUUCAACUUCAAUGGCGUCAAGAUCUCUGUUCCCUACCUGAACUACCUUCUUCAAUACUCCCUGAACACCUGUUACCUUGGAGUUCAGGAACAAAGUGGAUCCGGUAACCAAAACAACUACAUUUUGUUUGGUGACAACUUCUUGCGCAGUGCCUAUGUUGUUUACGACUUGGAUGACUACACCAUCUCCAUGGCCCCUGUCGUUUACACCGACGAUGAGAACAUUGAAAUCAUCUCCAGUAGCAUUCCUGGUGCCUCCCAGGCCUCGGGUUAUUCCUCCACCUCCUACAACAACGGCUACACCGAAGGAGGUCUCAGUCUGACCGCCUCGAUCCCCAAGGGCAGAUUGACCUUGAGCACCGCCAGCGGCGCCGUGGCCACUGCAGUUGCCACCGGUGGUGGAGCUGUCGGUGGUGGCAGCAGUUCUGGAGGAUCCUCCAACGGUUCCAAUUCCACCUCUGGUAACAGCUCCGGUGGCUCUAGCGGCUCCUCAUCCUCGUCCUCUUCCUCUUCUGGUGGUUCCAGCGGCUCUGGAGGAAAAUCCAACAUGGGUACCGUGGUCGCUCCACAAAGACUCCUUGUUGCCUUGGCUGUCUCCGUUGCCUUGUUGGCUUACCUUUAA